UGGACCAGCACUACUUGAAUUGCAACAGAUCUCUCUCUCUCUCUCUCUCUCUCUCUCUCUCUCUCUCUCAUCUCUAUCUUCUCUUCUCCCCCACCAACCUCUUGAUCUCUGCAACAAUGGAGGCAAGAGAAGCUUCAUUCAUGCUGUUUCUAACCCUCAUCUUUCUCAUUUUUCUACGAUUUGCUGAAUCCCUUGUGCCACCACAAGAAGUGGAAACUGUCGAAAACAUUCUUGCUGACAUGAAUGCAACAAACUGGAGAUUUAAUGGUGAAAAUUGCAUGCUUGAUAUGAUUUCUCAAGUUCCAAGGCCAACUCAAGAAGCUAAUGCAACCAUCACAUGCGAAUGCAACAUUGGAACCGAUACAAGUUGUCAUGUCGUAAGCUUCAUACACAAAUGGUAUAGUCUUGACGGGAUACUUUCGCCCGAAUUGGCAAAACUUCCUUACCUUCGAUCCUUUGAUGUUGCUUAUAAUUUCUUACAAGGCACAAUACCGCGUGAAUGGGGUUCAUCACAGAUGGAAGAAAUAUUGAUUCUUGGAAACCGUAUCACCGGAGAAAUCCCACCGGAACUAGGCAAUCUCACUAGUCUUAGAAAUCUGGACCUUGAAGCAAACUAUCUCUCAGGAACUAUUCCACCACAAUUAGGGAGAUUAAUCAAUUUGAGAUCUUUGAUCUUGUCUUCGAACCAGUUCACAGGGAGACUGACACCGGCGCUUGGUCAACUAGUAAAUCUUAGAAAUUUUAGGAUAAACGAUUGCAACUUCAGUGGGCCGAUACCUGAUUUUAUACAGAAUUGGAGACAACUUAAUAGAUUACACAUGGUGGCUAGUGGACUCACGGGGCCGAUUCCCUUAAACAUAUCUCUUCUCGACAGCCUAAAUGAUCUGAGAAUUAGUGACAUAAGUGGUCCACCUCAACUAUUUCCUCCCCUUAACAGAACCACGACGUUAACAAGAUUGAUCUUGAGAAAUUGCAACCUUUUUGGGGAAAUACCGGAUUACAUAUGGCAAUUGAGAGAUCUCACAUUGUUGGACGCAAGUUUUAACAAUUUAGUAGGGAGAAUAUCCAACAAUAUCCUUCAGAGGAGCAUACGAUAUGUAUUUCUAACUGGCAACAUGCUAAGCGGAGACAUACCAAAUAAUCUGUUGGAAGUUAAUGGGGCUGCAAUUGAUCUUUCCUACAACAAUUUUACAUGGCAAGAACCUAAUCAACCCUCAUGCGAACAAAACAGCGAUAGAUUGGUAAACUUGUUCAGAAGCUCUUCAACCGGAAACUCGAUACAGGAUGUGCGUCCAUGCUCUGAAGAUAUCAAGUGUCAUAGAUAUGCAUGUUCGUUACACAUUAAUUGUGGCGGGGAUGAUGUGACGAUUAGAGAAAACGAACGGUCAGUUGUUUACAAAGGAGAUGCUAUUGUGGAUGGUGGUGUAGCAAAUUUAUAUGAUAGUGGCAAGAAUUGGGGAUUUAGUAGUACCGGAGACUUCAUGGAUGAUGCUAUUUUCACAAACAUUGGAUAUAUAGAAUCUUUAGAGGAGAUCAAAUUUACCAAUGAUAGCACGUAUAGAAGUCAUGGUCGGCGGAUAUUUGAUAUUUAUAUUCAGGGGCAGCUUGUUAGAAGGAAUUUUAAUAUUGAAGACGAGGCAGGUAGGGUUUCAGUUCCGCUGGUUGUAUCGUUCAAUGCAAGUGUGACCGAUAACAUUUUAGAGAUACAGUUUUAUUGGGCGGGUAAAGGGACGACCCGUUUUCCUACAAGAGGAGUCUAUGGACCUCUUAUUUCGGCUAUUGAUGUUGACCCAUACUUUAAAAUUUGUUCAACUGGUGGAAAAAAGACAAACAAAACGGUUUUUAUUGGUGUCGCGAUUGCGGUUGCGGUUCCGUGUUUUGUAUUGUUAAUCUUGUUCAUUUUAUGGCGGAGAAAAUGUUUUAAAAGACAAAGAACAAACGACAAAGAUUUUGAAGGAAUGUCGUUGAAAACGAUUUCGUUUUCGUAUAAACAACUUAAAUCAGCUACAGACAACUUUAGCAUUUCUAACAAAAUCGGUGAAGGAGGUUUUGGGCCGGUUUACAAGGGUACAUUGAGUGAUGGCACUUUGAUUGCAGUGAAGAAGCUUUCGGCUCAAUCAAGGCAAGGAAACCGAGAAUUCUUGAAUGAGAUUGGUGUGAUUUCAUGCUUACAACAUCCGAAUCUUGUUAAACUCCAUGGAUGUUGCAUUGAAGGAGAUCAAUUGUUGCUUGUUUAUGAGUACAUGGAAAAUAAUAGCCUUGCAAGCGCAUUGUUUGAGUCGAGUAAAAGUCGAUUAAUGCUGGAUUGGGCAACGAGGUUUAAGAUAUGUAUUGGGAUUGCUCGAGGUUUAGCUUUUCUUCAUGAGGAAUCAAGGAUCAAAAUUGUGCAUCGAGACAUCAAAGCAACAAACAUUUUGCUUGAUAAAGAUCUGAGCCCUAAAAUAUCAGAUUUUGGAUUGGCAAGGCUACACGAGGACGAGAAGACACAUGUUAGCACCAGAGUUGCAGGAACAAUAGGAUACAUGGCACCUGAGUAUGCACUCUGGGGUUACUUGAGUGAUAAAGCAGAUGUUUACAGCUUCGGAGUUCUGGCGUUAGAAAUCGUCAGCGGCAAGAAUAUCAACAGUUACAUUCCAACAAACGAUUGCAUUUGUCUUCUAGAUUGGGCUUGUCGAUUGGAAACGAGUAAACACUACGAAGAGCUUUUUGAUGAAAGAUUGGAGUCGAGAAUCAACAAAGAAGAAGCGGAAACGGUGGUGAAAGUAGCGCUUUUGUGCACCAACAGUUCUUCGUCGAUGAGGCCGACGAUAACGGAGGUGGUAAAUAUGCUCGACGGGAAAACUUGUGUACCGGAGAUAAUCCCGGAGGCAAGCGGUUACUCUGAAGAUCUAAGAUUCAAAGCCAUGAGAGACUUCCGACAUGAGAUGAAUGGUCAAAAUAGUUCCAUCGGUGGUCAAACUCAGACUACUGACACGAUUCCAACAGAAAAUGGUUUGAAAACAUGA
Messenger RNA from Lactuca saligna, 3005 nucleotides. The record is from the annotation of a GenBank genome assembly. NCBI's taxonomy places the organism in Eukaryota, Viridiplantae, Streptophyta, Magnoliopsida, Asterales, Asteraceae.